CUAUAUAUGACAAUUGGAAUAAACAAAUGCUAAAAACCUUACUUAUAUCAAAUAAGUGGAAAAUAGAAGUGCCGAAAAUCUAGACCAAAGUAUACAUAUUUGGCAGAAAUAGUUCUUUCAGCUAUUCAACUGUUAUGCUGUGUGAGGGCAGCAAGAUUUGUCUUGUUUCCUCCUGGAAUGUUCACGGGCUAUUUGGCAUUCCAUUCAGCUAUAAAUUAUGACCUUAUGUAUACACCAAGCGAAUGUAUUUAAAAGGAGGCUUAGGUGGGAACCCCACAUGCACAACCCAACCUAGAAGAGAGACCUCUUUGUAUGCCCGUUCAGUUAAAGAAACCCAGUUUGGUUUCUUCUCAUUUGUGAACAGGACUCCAAGGCUGUGAUUGUGUUUCACUAUGAAGGGGACCAUCAUCCUUGUAAUCUUUUUUAUUGCUUUUAUGGAAACCUUCGCACAAAACCCAAAGGCAAAGAAAAGAAGCAGUGGCAAAGAGAUUCAUUUUCAGACCAAAGCUAAACAUGCCUGCAUAAUGAGUAUGAUUGGAAAUGGUGAAACAAAGCUUAGAAUAGAAUGUAACAAUCAAGGCAAGACAUACUGGUGUGAAUAUACAGGAAAACCAUCCCUUUGUCCUUCUUUUAACAACAACCCAAUGGCUUACUGGAAUCAGAUUGCCAUGGAUCUAAGGAAACGGAACAAUGCCUGCUACUCUAAUCUGGUUCUGAAGCCUACAAUGUGUCAGAGGGUUUCUUCUGAAGCUCACAUGAGACAGAUGGGUUCCAGCAUAAGGACAAAGUUAACUCCUAUCCAACAAGCAGAUGCUGUUAACCGUGGAAAGAUGGUCCAGAAACUUCUUUCUGCAAAGCAUGUUAAAGAAAGCCAAGCAAGGAAGGGUAUCAUUCAGAAAUCGGGGAAACCAAAACCAUCUUCUAUGCCUGAGGUGAAACCUACUCAACAAGGUCAAGUACCUGGAAAUGAAUCUGAAGCCAUGAAGUUAGCACGGAAGCAUUGUUGGGAAUCCCUGCACAACUUCUGUUCCUACGUCAUCAGCAUUUUUAAAGGCUGAGGAAGAAAAGGGCAAAAGACGUGUGGUUGGAGAAUUCCCACAAGUGUACAUUUUCAUCUGGGUUUAUGUAUCCUCACUGCUUAAUAUUUUAAAACAAUAACCCAAAACAUUUUUAAUCCUUGAACCAGCAUAAAAAAGUGACACCAGUCAGUCAUAUGUUGUAGAAUUACAUGCCAGUCUAACCACAGUGUACUUACAUAUUGUUUACUAAAAACACAGAGAGCUGUUGCUCCAGUUUUAACAUUGAAUUAAACCUUAUGAAAUAUG
This is a messenger RNA of Anolis sagrei ordinatus, 1325 nucleotides long. It is a transcript of the gene FGFBP2, whose product is annotated as fibroblast growth factor binding protein 2. Gene Ontology annotation, biological process: cell-cell signaling. The record is from RefSeq and is a predicted model, not a curated record. Gene Ontology annotation, molecular function: growth factor binding. NCBI's taxonomy places the organism in Eukaryota, Metazoa, Chordata, Lepidosauria, Squamata, Anolidae.